Molecule: messenger RNA, 3938 nt
Organism: Felis catus (domestic cat)
Lineage: Eukaryota; Metazoa; Chordata; Mammalia; Carnivora; Felidae
Gene: KCNAB1
Product: potassium voltage-gated channel subfamily A regulatory beta subunit 1
Exons: 16
Coding region: 206-1549 (447 amino acids)
Biological process (GO): negative regulation of delayed rectifier potassium channel activity; potassium ion transport; transmembrane transport
Cellular component (GO): cytoplasm; juxtaparanode region of axon; voltage-gated potassium channel complex
Molecular function (GO): potassium channel regulator activity; voltage-gated potassium channel activity; transmembrane transporter binding
Source: RefSeq, a predicted model, not a curated record
CAACAGAGACAUGUAUCUAGGAGCUCUGCCGGGGACUCCAGAGUCUGCUCACAUACAAAAAAUAGUAAGGGGCAGCUAAGGAAAAUGAGCUGAUCCCUUUUAGGGAGACACCAAAGCCAGAUAACCCAAGUAAUCAUAGCAAGAUACAGCCAGUCUCAGAGCUAAGUACUGUGAAAUUAGCUUUGCGUUCUUGGGUUUUGGAAACAUGCAUCUGUAUAAACCUGCCUGUGCAGACAUCCCCAGCCCCAAGCUGGGUCUUCCCAAAUCCAGUGAAUCGGCUCUGAAAUGUAGACGGCACAUAGCAGUGACCAAGCCUCCACCUCAGGCAGCCUGCUGGCCGGUGAGGCCUAGCGGAGCAGCGGAACGGAAAUAUUUGGAGAAGUUUUUACGUGUCCAUGGAAUUUCAUUGCAGGAAACCACCAGAGCAGAGACGGGCAUGGCUUACAGGAAUCUUGGAAAAUCAGGACUCAGAGUUUCUUGCUUGGGUCUUGGAACAUGGGUGACAUUUGGAGGUCAAAUUUCAGAUGAGGUUGCCGAACGGCUGAUGACAAUUGCCUACGAAAGUGGGGUUAAUCUCUUCGAUACUGCUGAAGUCUAUGCUGCUGGAAAGGCUGAAGUGAUUCUGGGGAGCAUCAUCAAGAAGAAAGGCUGGAGGAGGUCCAGCCUGGUCAUAACAACCAAACUCUACUGGGGUGGAAAAGCUGAAACGGAAAGAGGGCUGUCAAGAAAACAUAUUAUCGAAGGAUUGAAGGGCUCCCUCCAGAGGCUGCAGCUCGAGUAUGUGGAUGUAGUCUUUGCAAAUCGACCAGACAGUAACACCCCCAUGGAAGAAAUUGUUCGAGCCAUGACACAUGUGAUAAACCAAGGAAUGGCAAUGUACUGGGGGACCUCCCGGUGGAGUGCUAUGGAGAUCAUGGAAGCCUAUUCUGUAGCAAGGCAGUUCAAUAUGAUCCCACCGGUCUGUGAACAAGCUGAGUACCAUCUUUUUCAGAGAGAGAAAGUGGAGGUUCAGCUACCCGAGCUCUACCAUAAAAUAGGAGUUGGAGCAAUGACGUGGUCUCCACUUGCCUGUGGAAUCAUCUCAGGAAAAUACGGAAAUGGAGUGCCUGAAAGUUCUAGGGCUUCGCUGAAGUGCUACCAGUGGCUGAAGGAAAGAAUUGUAAGUGAAGAGGGACGAAAACAGCAGAACAAACUAAAAGACCUCUCCCCAAUUGCUGAGCGCCUCGGGUGCACACUACCUCAGCUGGCUGUCGGGCCUGAGCAGAUGGGGACAGAAGAAAUGCUUCCGGACAGCCACCCAUCAUUCACAUCUGUGUUUAUUCAACAAACAUGUAACAAGUACCUACCAUGUACAGCUUGGUGCCUGAGAAAUGAGGGUGUGAGUUCCGUGCUCCUGGGAUCAUCCACUCCUGAACAACUCAUUGAAAACCUCGGUGCCAUUCAGGAUCACCUCUUUCUAGCAGCGAAUUCAGGACUAACCACCUUCCCUGGGGAAGAAGUGGAUUGGAUUUGGAACUGCCAGCCUAAGGCUAACGUGGCCAACAUGUAGUGAGCAAAAGGGACAGUGGAUGCAUUAAAGUGGAGUCAGGCAGGAGAUGGAUUUCAAAGGACACUAAAAAGGUUAGUUUUGUUGUAUGUGCAACAAAUCCUUCAGAGCGUUUUAAGGACAUGCUGUUAUUUGAAUUUUUAAAGACUGUGCUGGCUGCUUUGUAGAAAGUGGAAUGAAGAAAGGCAAAGGCAGUUGUCCAGGUGACGAGAGAUGCUGGCUUGGAUUAGCUAGGAUGGCGGCUAUAGAGGUGAAGUGGAUGGAUUCCACAGGCUUUGGACACAGACAGGACUUGCUGAUGGCUCAGCCAGAAAAGGGAGGAACUGAGAUUCCUAUCAUGCGAAUAGUGACCACUGCCAUCCCAGGGGGAGUUAAUACUGCCUGGGAACGGUAAAAAGAGGCAACUCCUGGGCUGUGGGAGUACUCCAGGUAGCAAAAGAUGUAUUUCAGACGAAAACUCCGGAGUCCGUCAUCUUCUCAAAGCAUUUCCUCCCUAGCAAGGCUCAGGCUGAUAGCAGGAUGCGGUAAGAGAUGCUCAAAAGGUAAGAUAAUAGGGAUGCUACCCAAGCUGGGAGGCUGCUACCUUGGAGGCGCCAUCAUCCCCUCCCCCUUUCCACUCCCACCUCCGGCCAGCCCAGCAAACUUCCACCCGUUGUGACUGGGCAGCUGGGGGCACAACAGCCGUGGUGGGACUGGCGGCAGGACAGGAAGUGUGCAGUGCCAACAGUGGUUAAAGGAAAGUUCUAAUGGGCACGAGAAGCCAGCUGCUCUAAGGGAUGGAAUGUGCCUCAGCCAUGCGUAAACUGGAGGGACAUACAAGUCAGAGCCUCAAUAAAUGGCCGACUGGAGAGGAUAAACCACAGCUGCAGGCAGGCAGCCAUCACCUGCACAGGCCCCCAUCCGCCCCACUUCCACCUAGAAGGUGGAGAGAAGCAAUGUUCUCCCUUCUGAGGCUCCCCAUCACCUCCUCAGAGAAAUCCAGGCUUCUCAGCAGGCAGGCCCUUCACAUCCAGGGCUCAUCUCCCCUCACUGCUCUCCUUCCUUGGUAUCCUCAAUCCACCAAUUAUUCCAGUCAGUAGAACAGCAAGGUUGCCAAACUGGUAGCCUGUGGGAUGUUUGUGUCAUCUGUAGUGGAUGAAAAUGUUUUACAACAGUUGCCAACAUUAAAAAAUCGGGCGACUUCACAUAAAAUUCUGGAGGUAUGGCUUCUCAAAAAUUUUAAGUCUUACAAGGCUAUAUAUACAUUUUUUCAUGUUUUAUUCAAGUACUUUUAUGGUUUCUUUUUUUAAUGUUUAAAUCUCUAUCUGAAAUUUAUUUUGGUGUAAUGGAAGAAUUUUUUUUUCUUCACAUGGCUAACCCAUUAUAUUUUAGACAAAACUUCCCACAAAUCUAGUUUCUAGAUUUGGGUCUCUUUAUUGUCGUCUCUCGUUUGAAAGAACACACUAGUUUCAAUUCUGAGGUUCCAAAGCUGGUGGGAAAUGAAACUCUCCCUUUAGCUUCAGAUAGGAAAACGUUAACCAGAACUAGUUUCUUAGGCGGAGUAGCUCUACUCUUCUGCCAAACCCUAAGGCUUUUGAGAACAGCACUUGAGUGGAGACAAGGUCACCCGGGCCAGCAUGAUUGCAGCAGAGGAAGGGUGAGGCCGAAACCUCAGAACUGGCCAUCAUGCUUGUAUUUUGCCAGAGUCUCCACACAGGGUCAGUCUAUUCCUGUGAAAAAGUCUGCCUUUGUCCCUCUUCUUAUGGUGUAAUGUGUGCCCUUGGUCCCCCUCUCAUGAUAAACGCUAGCCUUGGGUGAUCUCAUCCUCUCCCAGGGCUUCAGUCAGCAUGUCUACACAAAUGACUCACAAACCCUCAACUCCAAUCCUCCUGCCAGCACUAACCCACAGCUGCACUCGGCUGCCUACAGAGCUAUGCCUCUGUGGAUCUCCCCUAGACACCUUAAACUCAACACCUCCUACUUCAAACUUCUCGUAUUCCAAACCACUCCUGUGGCUCUGUGUCUCCAUAAUCUACACCUCUAUCCUUCUAGUGUUAAAACCAUCAUCAUCCUCCAAAAUGUCCUUCUAAUCCAGUCUUUUUCUACUUCACUGCCACCCGUUAGUUCACGCUUUUAUCAUCUCUGGCUCCAACAGCAAGAAAUUUCUAGCAUCUGCAUUCCCUUUCAAUCUCCUUCAAGCUACCUCCAGGUGCCCGACAGGGUCACUCCCAGCUCAGAAGUCCUGAGAGGUUCCCCACUGACCACAGAAUCAAGUCCCAACUCCAAAAAGUGGCAUUUGAGGGCUUCCACGCUGUUUAUCCCAAUUUCCCCUUUCCUAUCCCUACCAUCACCACCCACUCUACACUUUCUUCAUCUCACAGACUUCUCUCUCAUGGGCCAUUCCAUCUACGAG